GGAGCCCCUGGUGGACGCAGUGGGCCUUCUGCCUUUCUCUUCUCUGCCCUGGAGACCCGGGAGGCCUGCACCUACCUCUCCCCCCCAGCCCAUGGGGACUCUCGUGGCCAAACUUCUCCUGCCCACCCUCAGCAGCCUGGCGUUCCUCCCCACGGUGAGCAUUGCUGCCAAAAGGCAGUUCCACAUGGAGGCCAUGGUCUACCUCUUCACCAUGUUCUUCGUGGCGCUCUACCAUGCCUGCAAUGGGCCUGGCCUGUCGGUUCUCUGUUUCCUGCGCCACGACAUCCUGGAGUACUUCAGCGUCUACGGGAUGGCCCUGAGCAUGUGGGUGUCACUGAUGGCACUGGCCGACUUCGAUGAGCCCAAGCGGUCGACUUUAGUGAUGUUUGGCGUCCUGACCAUCGCUGUGCGGAUCUACCAUGACCGCUGGGGCUACGGGGUGUACUCGGGCCCCAUCGGCACAGCCGUCCUCAUCAUCGCGGCCAAGUGGCUGCAGCAGAUGAAGGAGACGAGGCGCCUGUAUCCUGACAAGAGCGUGUACACCCAGCAGAUAGGCCCCGGCCUCUGCUUUGGGGCGCUGGCCCUCAUGCUGCGCUUCUUCUUUGAGGACUGGGAUUACACCUACGUCCACAGCUUCUACCACUGUGCCCUGGCCAUGGCCUUCGUCCUGCUGCUGCCCAAGGUCAACAAGAAGGCUGGAAGCGCGGGGUCCCCCGCCAAGCUGGACUGCUCCACCCUUUGCUGUGCUUGUAUCUAACUGUGCAGCCCCGGCCCCAGGCCCCUGCCCUGCCCCAUCCCAGGCCUGGCGAGAGUCCUCCAUCCUUCCCGACCUGGAGAAACGUCCCUCCUCAGAUCCUGAGAGGUCUCCAGGGCUGUGGGAAGCACCCCGCUGACUGCUUCUUGAGAAUCCACUUAUUAGGGUUCUACUGGGUACUAAGCACCAUGCUGGAAAGAAAAGAACUUUCUCCCUUCUCCUAGGCCAAGGUCCUGACGAAUGGAUAUGUCUGCAGAACCCUGCAGCCAGCGUCUGUCCCCCACCCCCUUCCCUCCUCGCCCGGUCCCAGCCACAAAGGGGCUCUGCCGCCACCCCAGUCCUGUGUGCUCCCCACGCCAUCUGUUUUCCCUUGGAAACAGGUAUUCCCGCUCCCGACCUCUGCCCUCAGGCUCAGCGCGCCAGGGCCAGCGGGGCCACUCUGUCCCCGCCCCAGGCCUGCCUGCCCCUUGGGGUCCCUCCAGCCGGGUCCCUGAAUCAAGCCGUUUCCAUGUACUGAAUGCCCAAGCUCUUCACACUCGUCAUUUCAUCUAAUUCUCAAAACAAGUCAGGGAUGAUGGCAUAUUCGAGGCCCAGAGCUGGACCCCAGCCCACUGUCCCCGGUCUGACACCACUCCAGCCACUUUGCUCUGGAGCUACCCAAGCAAGAGGUGGGAGCGCCCUCAGGGCCUUUGAGCUCCAGCCCAGCGUGGGAAUGUGGGCCUGGUUGCCAGGACCUUGAGCGGAGGCCAGCGGGCCCGCUGGGCUGGCCUCACGGGGCAGGGCUCGCCUUCCGCCGAGGGCAGAGGUCAGCCUGCUCCCAUCCAGGGCCUGUCUGCACCGGCCCGGGGGUGCGGGGCGAGCGGGGGGAGCGGGCCUCCCAGACAUCACCUCACAGACACUAGCCUCCUGCUUGCCGAAUGAUCCGGGCACAUCUGUCAGGCAGGAAGUUACCUACACCUGUCUGGGGCCUCUUUGUGUUGCCAGAUGGUGCAGUUACCCACAUCCGCACCCACCACGUGGGACGGCCCCAGCUUUGUCCUAAAGUCACCUCCUCCCCACCUCGGGGGCCGGGAGGGAGCCGGCUCCAGCACCAAGGGCCGGGGACAAGGCGGACCCCCGACCAGGGCGCCGUCUGCCGGCCUCCCUGAGGGCCCAGCGGUCCCACAUCUUCGGACCCUGGACACCGGCAGCCUCGCCCCGGCUCAGCCCCUUUCUGUCCCCACAGCCUGUUAACGACAGAACAGCCCACCAGCACUCAGGGUCCUCACCAAGCCAUGGGGGGGGGGGGCGGCGAGGCGGGAGCUGAGACUUCACAGCUUCAGGGCCAUCACCCAGACCUGUCCCCACGGGAGGGCACGGGGCGCGGAGGGGCCUCUGCACCAAGCAGCUCUGUGCCUGGCGAAGGGGGUGCAGGUGCUGCCUCGAUUGGCUUCUGGUCUUCUUGUUGGGGUGUGAGCACACACGUGCGCACACAGACGCACAUGUACACGCCACGCACACGUACACAUGAAGACACCGGGGCCCUGUACCAGGGACUUCCCCUCUGGUCCCGUCUCCCAUACCCACAAGAGGAGACUCCUGUCUCAGCACCAGGUGGUGAGGCAAGGGGCAGA
Molecule: messenger RNA, 2367 nt
Organism: Balaenoptera acutorostrata (minke whale)
Lineage: Eukaryota; Metazoa; Chordata; Mammalia; Artiodactyla; Balaenopteridae
Gene: MYMK
Product: myomaker, myoblast fusion factor
Exons: 5
Coding region: 92-757 (221 amino acids)
Cellular component (GO): plasma membrane
Source: RefSeq, a predicted model, not a curated record